CACAAAACCAGUGAAUGACACAACAGAGCCGAAGACUUAAACAGCGUUGCAAAUAUUACAAGUCAACUCUAAUCAUCUCAUUCAUCUUCAUCUUCAUCUUCAUCUCCUCACAAGAUUUUUCCAUCGAGAAAGAGUUAAUGGAAAAUCCUGGAAAUUUUACUUCUCUGCCCUUCAUCAUGAUUCCCCUGUUUCUGCUCUGUUUUCUCCUUUCUUCUUCUGCAUAUUCUCCUCCCGACAAGUUCUUCAUCAACUGUGGGUCGAAUUCCAACGUCACUUACGGCCGCCGGACCUUCUUCGGCGAAAACUCCGUCGCCUUCACCAAGCAGGGCAGUGAAGCCAUCGACCAAUCGGCGUCCGCCACGUCGCCGAUCUACCAGACGGUCAGGACAUUCAGACGCCGCUCUUCUUACAGCUUCAAACUCGACUCUUCCGGCUUCUACAUCGUACGCCUCCAUUUCUCUGCUGUCUCUUCUCGACCAGAGCUUUUAGCCUCUCGUUUCAGUGUCUCUGUUUCCGCGUUCGGACAUCCUCUGUUGAAGAAUUUCUCUCUUCAGAAUUCCACCGAGAACCCUCAUGUCGAAGAGUUUCUUCUCACGAUCGGCUCUGUCGCUUUCGAAAUCUCCUUUGAGCCUGAGAAGUCUUCGUUUGCUCUGGUCAACGCCAUUGAAGUGUUUCCUGCUCCAGAAGACUUCAUCCCCGAUCAAACCCUGUCACCUUCCAACAAGAAUCUGCGCACAGUUUAUAGAUUAAACGUCGGCGGUGAAAAGCUCACACCAGACAACGACACGUUAUGGCGAAACUGGUCACCGGACGAUGACUUUCUCUACAACAAAGGAACCGUGAGAAACGUUACGCCGCCAUACGCCGGAAAACCAAGCUACCAAGGUACAUUGACAGAGUAUACUGCUCCAGAUUACGUGUACCAGACAGCUAAAGUGAUGAACUUUACCCGGUCUGAGGGUGUUACUGUCUUGAUGAAUGUCACCUGGACGUUUCAGGUGAAGAAAAACGCUAAUUACUUCAUCAGGGCUCAUUUCUGUGACAUAAUUAACCCAUCACUUGACCCUGAUUUCGCUUUUUUCCUGUAUGUAAACGGAGAGUUGGGUUUAGAGAUAAACCCUGCGUUGAAAAUGAUGCAAACAGCAGCUCCAUUUUACAAUGAUUCUGUUGUUGUGUCCGAUGGUUCGGGAAUGCUGAAUGUUAGCAUACGCAAUAAGGGCGAUUCGUAUGGCUUUCUGAACGGUUUGCAGGUAAUGGAGAUUCUGGGUUUAUCGGGUUCUUCCGGUUCUUCGACUCCGAGAAGCUCGGGGAAAAGGGUUUAUGUCAUUGCCGGUUCUGUCGCCGGUGGAUCAGUCUUGAUCUUGAUCUUGCUGUUUCUGCUGUUUCUAAAGCUCAAGAAAUCGAAAAAGCCGGUUGUUGAAGCUGCUUCGGUCUGGUCUCCUCUGCCUGGAUACAGAGGUGGGACUGGGAGCUCUCACUUUAGGGUUCUUGAUGGGGUCAACAAUUCACCACUUCUCAAUCUGAACCUCGGUUUAAAGAUCGCCUUCGCGGAAAUUCUGACGGCUACCAACAAUUUCGACGAGAGGUUUUUGGUGGGGAAAGGCGGUUUCGGCAAUGUCUACAAAGGCGUUCUUCGGGACGGAAGGAAAGUGGCAAUCAAGAGAGCACAGGAAGGUUCGGGACAAGGGCUGUUGGAGUUUCAGACAGAGAUCCAAGUCCUGUCCAAAAUCCGACACCGCCAUCUCGUUUCCCUGACCGGUUACUGCGACGAGAACUCGGAGAUGAUCCUUGUCUACGAGUUCAUGGAAAAGGGCACGCUCAAGGAACAUCUGUACGGCUCGAACCUUCCUUCCUUGACGUGGAAGCAAAGACUGGAGAUUUGCAUUGGCGCAGCCAGAGGUCUGCACUAUCUUCACAGCGGUGCGACCGGAGCGAUCAUCCACAGAGAUGUGAAAUCCACCAACAUACUCUUAGACGAGAACCUUGUGGCUAAAGUCGCGGACUUCGGCCUGUCCAAACUCACAUUGCCCGAUCAGAUUCAGACCCAUUUCAGCUCCAACAUCAAGGGAACGUUCGGAUAUCUAGACCCUGAGUACUUCCAGACUAACAUCCUGACGGAGAAAUCCGACGUCUACUCGUUCGGAGUGGUCCUGCUCGAGGUCUUGUGCGCGAGACCGGCGAUUGACCGCAGUCUUCCGCACGAGGAAGUGAACUUAGGGGACUGGGGAAUGUUCUGCAAGUCGAAAGGGAAGGUGGAAGAGCUCGUGGAUCCGACAUUGAGGGGUCAGAUAGAGCAGAACUCGUUGAGGAAGUUCCUGGAAGUUGCGGAGAAGUGUCUGAAGGAUAACAGCGGGGAGAGGACGAGCAUGGCGGAUGUGGUUUGGGAUUUAGAAUAUGCCCUGCAACUUCAGAGGCUGACUGUUCACAGGGAGCCGCACGAGGAUAGCGGUGCCACCGGCACCGGCAGCGGCGGUGGAGUGGCGGCUCUGCAAUUGCUGAGUGUCAGCGAAUCAUUCAGCUCCUUUGUUCAGAGGCAAUCGCUGGAUGAUUCCAGAGGAGGAGGGACCGUUUUGUCCGACAGUCAAGUUUUCUCCCAACUGAACAUCUCUGAAGCGAGAUGAAUCUGUCUUUAUAUCUUCUUAUGGUCGGAAGUUUUAACUUCCCAUUGUCUGGGAAGUUGUUUUAUCAAGUGUUCCCAUAUUCAUGUGUUAAUAUUGUUUUUUUUAACUACCUUUAAUAAUCUGUAUUUUUUUCUAUGAUAAUGAAAAAUAUAUAUAAAGAUUA
Molecule: messenger RNA, 2784 nt
Organism: Tarenaya hassleriana
Lineage: Eukaryota; Viridiplantae; Streptophyta; Magnoliopsida; Brassicales; Cleomaceae
Product: probable receptor-like protein kinase At2g23200
Exons: 1
Coding region: 15-2621 (868 amino acids)
Biological process (GO): protein autophosphorylation
Cellular component (GO): plasma membrane; plasmodesma
Molecular function (GO): transmembrane receptor protein tyrosine kinase activity; ATP binding
Source: RefSeq, a predicted model, not a curated record